AUGGAGGUAUGUUUCGGUUUUCACUCCUGUUAUACUACGGCUUAUAGAUUACGCUCGAAGCUGCUGACAUCGUCAAACACAUCGACCGCGGCGGCGGUCACGUUCAUCACCUUCGUGCAAGACUUGAAACGCAAGACGAAGCAAUGGGGUCCUAUGAUCGAGCUAUGCGCCAGUGGCGAGAAGACACUCGAACGCUUUCGCUAUCAAUUUCCAGAUGACUGGCUGUACAGUGACCAGCUGCAGGGAGAGUGGAGUGCUUUUAAUGAGAUCUUGAAGAGGAAGAACGACUCCAUUCAGGAACAGCUCGCUGGGUUGCAGCUGAAGAUUGUCGCGGAGGACAAAAUAGUCGAGAACAAGAUCAAUGACAUUCUACAAGAAUGGGAGCAGACGCGUCCAGUCCAAGGCAGCAUGCGCGCCGACACAGCUCUCAAUACCAUCAACGUGUUUGAGGGCAGACUCAACCGCAUUCAAGAAGAGUACGAUCUCGUGUGUCGCGCGAAGGAGGCCCUUGACCUCGAGCUCAUCCGCCACACGCGUCUUGAGCCCAUAUUCGAGGAACUCCGGGACCUGAAGGCCGUCUGGACAGCACUCUCCGGAAUAUGGAACCAAAUUGGCGAGCUACGCGAAAUGGCUUGGGCAACAGUUCAGCCGAGGAAGCUGAGGCAGCACAUUGACGGGCUGCUUUCGUCAACAAAGGACAUGCCGACACGAAUGAGGCAGUAUGCCGCGUUUGAAUAUGUGCAAGAGAUUCUCCGAGGACUCUUGAAGUCCAACACCCUCAUCUCAGAAUUGAAAUCAGAGGCUCUCAAGGAUAGGCACUGGAAGCAGCUGUUCAAGGUCCUGCGUGUGCCGACUCAAGUCAGCCUGCCAUUGAUGACCUUAGGACAUGUCUAUGAUAUGGACCUACGGAAGAACGAGAACGUUAUCAAGGAAGUCAUCAUUCAGGCGCAAGGAGAGAUGGCUUUGGAAGAGUAUAUUAGACAAGUUAAAGAGACAUGGUCUAACUAUACUCUGGACCUCGUCAAUUACCAGAACAGGUGUCGUCUCAUUCGUGGAUGGGACGAUCUCUUCAACAAGUGCAGCGAGAAUCUAAAUUCACUCGUCGCUAUGAAGCUAUCACCUUACUACAAAGUGUUCGAGGAAGAGGCUGGAUCUUGGGAGGAAAAGCUGAAUCGAAUCCACGUCUUGUUCGAUGUCUGGAUCGAUGUACAACGGCAGUGGGUGUAUCUGGAGGGUAUUUUCUCGGGCAGCGCUGACAUCAAGCAUCUUCUGCCCGUCGAGACCGCUCGCUUCGCCAACAUUAACACCGAAUUCUUGGCAGUGAUGAAGAAGGUCUACAAGUCGCCGUUCGUCAUCGAUGUCAUGAACAUUCCCGGAAUUCAGAAGAGUCUUGAACGCCUCGCUGACUUGCUGAACAAGAUCCAGAAGGCUCUUGGAGAGUACCUCGAGCGCGAGCGAGCGUCUUUCCCGCGGUUCUACUUCGUUGGUGACGAGGACCUGCUCGAAAUCAUCGGCAACAGCAAAGAGAUCCUGCGUAUCAUGAAGCAUCUCAAGAAGAUGUUCGCCGGCAUCUCGACCAUCAUGCUCGAUGAUGACUUGACGCAAAUACAGGGCAUGGCCUCUCGAGAGGGAGAGGAGGUACAGUUCAAGGAUGCCAUCCUGCUCAAGGACUUUCCGAAGAUCAAUGACUGGCUGAGCAAGCUGGAAUCUGAAAUGAGAAUUUCCCUUGCGCAGCUAUUAUGUGACGCGGUGUCCGAGCUGCAAACGUUCUAUGGCGCCAUCACGCCGUUGCCCCAGGAUCAAUUCAUGGUCUGGCUGGAGAGGUAUCCUGCUCAGCUUGUCACCUUGGCAAUUCAGGUCGCUUGGACGGCUUCCGUCGAGUCUGCGCUCGAGAAUUCUAGCAGUCUGGAUGGACCGUUGGACGUCGUGCGGCAAGGUCUUGACCUUCUGGCCGACGUCGUCUUGACCGAGCUCAGCCCUGUUACUCGACGGAAAUGCGAGCAUCUGAUCACCGAGCUUGUCCACCAGCGUGACGUUCUGCGUAAUCUUGCUCAGCAGAGAAUAUCGGACAACAGAGCUUUCUCAUGGCUAUACCAGAUGCGGUACUACUUGGACCAGAGCAUAGAGAAUCCUCUGGAUAGGCUUGCUAUCCGAGUUGCGGAUGCAACGUUCCCGUACGGAUGGGAGUACCUGGGUGUACCCGAUCGUCUCGUCCAAACGCCUCUAACUGAUAGAUGUUAUCUAACGCUAACGCAAGCGUUGGACAACCAGCUUGGAGGCGCUCCUUUCGGGCCUGCUGGGACAGGUAAAACAGAAUCUGUCAAGGCAUUGGGCGUGCAACUUGGUCGCUUCGUGCUAGUUUUCUGCUGCGACGAGACGUUCGACUUCCAGGCGAUGGGUCGUAUCUUCGUCGGAUUGUGUCAAGUGGGAGCGUGGGGAUGUUUCGACGAAUUCAACCGUCUAGAGGAGCGCAUCCUCAGUGCAGUCUCUCAGCAAGUGCAGAGCAUCCAGCAGGGUCUUGCCUCUCUUGUGAAGAACCCCAAUACUGAGAUCGAGCUGGUUGGCAAGAGUGUAAAGAUCAACAAGAACAUGGGUGUUUUCAUUACCACGAACCCGAACUAUGCUGGUCGAUCGACUCUUCCACCCAACCUGACCAAAUUGUUCAGACCGAUGGCUAUGACACGUCCCGAUCGGGAGUUGAUCGCCCAAGUGAUGCUCUUCUCGCAAGGCUUCCGGACUGCAGAGUCGCUGGCCUCAAAGAUUGUACCAUUCUUCAAUCUUUGCGAUGAGCAGCUAUCGCCACAGCCUCACUACGACUUCGGUCUUCGAGCAUUGAAGGCGGUGUUGGCCAGCGCGGGUAUUCUCAAACGUGAACGUCUUCAGGCUAUUCGGACAGACGAGGAAGAUGCUGGAGCACUGUCCGACGCCGUCUCGGAACAAGUGAUUCUGAUUCAAAGUGUCACCGAGACUAUCGUACCCAAACUCGUCGCUGACGAUGUUCCCCUGUUGACGAGUUUGCUGGCGGACGUGUUCCCUGGUACUGAUUACAUUCCUGUCAAUCUGGAUGCACUGCGCGAGGAGAUCAGCAAGGUUUGCCAGGAGCGUCGCCUUGUUGAAGGCGAGCGAUGGAUUUCCAAGAUCCUUCAACUCUACCAGAUCCAAAAGAUCCAGCAUGGUCUGAUGAUGGUUGGAUCAUCCGGCAGCGGCAAGAGUAACGCGUGGCAGGUGCUCCUGGCGGCUCUUGAACGUCUCGAUGGCGUCGAAGGCAUAGCAUAUGUCAUUGACCCCAAGGCCAUGCACAAGGACGCCUUGUACGGAACCCUGGAUCCCACCACUCGCGAAUGGAAUGACGGCCUGUUUACCCACACCCUUCGUAAAAUAGUCGACGAUGUCCGCGGCGAGAGUGGAAAGCGACACUGGAUCAUCUUCGAUGGCGAUGUAGACCCAGAGUGGGUGGAGAACCUCAACAGUGUGCUUGAUGACAACAAGCUUCUAACCCUACCGAACGGAGAGCGUCUGAACUUACCACCGAACGUUCGUAUAAUGUUCGAAGUGGAACAUUUGAGAUAUGCGACGCUCGCCACGGUCAGUCGAUGCGGUAUGAUCUGGUUCAGCGAGGACAUCGUAGAACCGGCCAUGGUGUACCGCUACUAUCUCGACACCCUUUCUUCUGUCCCUCUUGAUGCUGAAGACGAGGAGAUCGAUCUAGGAGGACGUCGCAACGACACUCUCGCGUCUGAUUCGGCUUCGUCUGCUAAUCUGAUCACUCAGAAGCAGGUUGCAACCAUACUCGAGCCAUAUUUCGCUGAUGACAGCCUGGUGACGGCUGCUCUCGUGUUCGCUGAAUCAAUUGAACACAUCAUGGACUUCACCACCACUCGUGCUCUCAACACUCUUUUCUCGCUGAUCAACAAGACCGUUCGCAACGUGAUCGAGUACAACCUGCAGCAUUCCGAUUUCCCUCUGUCCCCUGAACGCGUCGAGCAAUACGUCACGAAGCGCCUUCUUGUCAACAUCAUCUGGGCGUUCUCUGGCGACGCUCGCCUGGAGCUGCGCUCCGAAAUGGGUGAAUUCUUGCGCAAGCAGACAGGUGUCGAUCUUCCUCUCAUGGGCCCCGGUGGUUCGCUCCUCGACUACGAUGUCUUGGUCAACAGCGGAGAGUGGUUCGGCUGGCAGUCGCGAGUUCCUGUGAUAGAGAUAGAGGCGCAUGCGGUCACCGCUUCAGACGUGGUCGUGCCGACAAUUGACACUGUCCGUCACGAAGAGGUUUUGUACUCGUGGCUCUCAGAGCAUAAACCUCUCAUGUUGUGCGGCCCACCAGGGUCUGGCAAGACCAUGACACUUUUCAGCGCCCUUCGCAAGCUUCCCGAUAUGGAAGUCGUCGGCCUCAACUUCUCCAGUGCAACAACACCGGAAUUAAUCCUGAAGACAUUCGAGCAAUAUUGUGAAUAUAGGAAGACCCCGAAUGGUGUUAUUCUUGCGCCUGUGCAGAUUGGUCGCUGGCUUGUGGUGUUUUGUGACGAGAUCAAUCUGCCCGCGACGGAUAAAUACGGUACCCAGCGCGUUAUCUCUUUUAUUCGCCAGCUUGUCGAAGCGGGCGGAUAUUGGAGGGCAUCCGACAUGGCUUGGGUGAAGUUGGAGAGAAUCCAGUUUGUGGGCGCUUGCAACCCUCCUACAGAUCCUGGACGAGUUCCGCUUAGCCAUCGAUUCCUCCGCCAUGCACCUUUGGUCAUGGUGGACUACCCGGGCGAACUGUCGCUCAAGCAGAUCUACGGGACCUACAAUCGAGCACUCCUCAAAGUGGUGCCCAACCUGCGCACGUAUGCCGAACCACUUACGGACGCCAUGGUCACGCUUUAUCUUGCGUCGCAGAAGCGCUUCACUACCGACAUACAGGCCCACUAUGUGUACAGUCCACGUGAACUGACACGUUGGGUCCGCGGUAUAUAUGAAGCGAUCCGGCCGUUGGAGGUUCUCUCUGUGGAGGGGCUUGUACGAGUGUGGGCACACGAAGCCUUGCGUCUCUUCCAGGAUCGACUUGUUACAGAGGAAGAGAAACAGUGGACGGACGAAAACAUCGACACAGCCGCGAUGGAGCAUUUCCCGACGAUCAACAAGGACGAGGCGUUGACGCGUCCAAUUUUGUUCUCGAAUUGGACUUCCAAGAACUACAUUCCUGUAGAUCGGGGAGUUCUCCGGGAGUAUACUAAGGCGCGGCUCCGUGUGUUCUAUGAAGAGGAGCUUGACGUUCCCCUAGUCCUCUUCAAUGACGUCCUGGAUCAUGUCCUCCGGAUCGAUCGUGUUUUCCGACAAGUGCAAGGUCAUCUUUUGUUGAUCGGUGUCAGUGGGAGUGGCAAGACCACCUUGUCGCGGUUUGUUGCCUGGAUGAACGGCUUGAAUAUCUUCCAGAUCAAAGUCUCUAACAAAUAUACUGGGGAAGACUUCGAUGAAGAUCUACGGACCGUCUUACGCCGUGCAGGUUGUAAGGGGGAAAAGAUAUGUUUCAUCAUGGACGAAUCAAAUGUCCUCGAUUCUGGCUUCCUUGAGAGGAUGAACACACUUCUGGCGAAUGCUGAGGUUCCUGGUCUUUUCGAGGGCGAUGAGCAUUCCGCACUCAUGACAGCUUGCAAAGAGGGUUCUCAGCGCGAUGGCUUGAUGCUAGACUCUCAUGAAGAGUUGUAUAAAUGGUUCACUCAACAGGUCGCCAAGAACCUACACGUCGUCUUCACCAUGAAUCCCCCGGCCAAUGGUCUGGCUUCUCGUGCGGCUACAUCUCCUGCGCUGUUCAACCGUUGCGUCCUUGACUGGUUCGGGGACUGGUCUGACCAAGCGUUCUAUCAAGUUGGCAUGGAAUUCACAAGUACACUGGACCUCGAUUUACCUUCGUACAAUCCUCCGACUAUGUUCCCUAUCGCAUACCGCGAGCUUUCUAUGCCGCCCGUCCAUCGCACUGCUGUCGUGAACGCGUUGGUCUUUGUCCACCAGUCACUGCAUCAAAUCAAUCAGCGCUUGAGUCGUCGUCAAGGCCGGUACAACUAUGUCACGCCUAGGCAUUACCUUGACUUCAUCAACCAUUAUGUCCGUUUGCACAACGAGAAGCGGGAUGAACUAGAGGAGCAGCAACGCCACUUGCAUGUUGGGCUGGACAAACUUCGGGACACUGUGACGCAGGUAGAGGAGCUACGCAAGAGCCUGGCGAUUAAGCGCUCCCAGCUUGAAGCAAAGAAUGCAGAGGCGAAUGAGAAGUUGAAACGCAUGGUCGCUGAUCAGCAAGAGGCUGAGCAGAAGAAAGCAGCGUCCAUCGAGAUUCAGGCUGCUCUGGUGGAGCAGGACAAGCAUAUUGCACAGCGCCGCGCCGUUGUCAUGACUGAUCUUGCCGACGCCGAGCCUGCGGUUCUCGAUGCUCAAGCAGCAGUCAGUAAUAUCAAACGCCAGCACCUGCAGGAAGUCCGUACAAUGGCUAAUCCACCAGAGGCUGUGAAGCUUGCGAUGGAGUCCGUAUGCACACUCCUAGGCCACAAGAUCGACAGUUGGCGUACUGUUCAAGGUAUAAUCAGGCGCGACGAUUUCAUUCAGCGUAUCGUCAACUUCGACACGACCAAUCAGAUGACGAAGCAGCUGCGAGAUGUCAUGAAGCGAGACUUCGUGAGCCGGCCAUCCUAUACCUUCGAAACCGUUCAGCGCGCCAGUAAGGCUUGUGGCCCUCUCGUCAAGUGGGCCAUUGCUCAAGUCCGUUUCUCCGAGAUUUUGGACAAGGUCGAGCCCCUUCGCAACGAGGUGCAGUCAUUAGAGGAGCAAGCCGCGCAUACGAAGGAGCAAGCCAAGACAAUGGUCACUAUGAUUUCCGAGCUGGAAGCAAGCAUUGAGCAGUACAAGGAAGAGUACGCGGCACUGAUCCGGGAGACUCAGGCGAUCAAGACCGAAAUGGAGCGCGUGGAAAGCAAGGUCAACCGCAGCAUGAAACUUCUCGAAAGUCUUUCUUCUGAGAAGUCUCGCUGGGAGCUGGGUAGCCGUACGUUCGACACCGAGAUGAGCACGAUCGUCGGUGACGUCUUGCUCUCUGCUGCAUUCCUGGCGUAUGGCGGCUUCUUUGACCAACAGUAUCGAGAAAUGAUGUGGCAGGACUGGUCGACACAUCUAGCCGAGGCAAACAUCAAGUUCAAGACCGAGUUGUCUUUGCCCGAUUACCUGUCCACCGCUGACGAUCGCUUGAGUUGGCAGUCAAAGGGAUUGCCUUCCGACAACCUCUGCACCGAAAAUGCCAUCAUGAUCAAACGCUUCAGUCGCUACCCGCUCAUCAUUGAUCCUACUGGUCAGGCUACUAAUUUCCUUCUCAACGAAUACAAAGAUCGGAAGAUUACUGUCACGAGUUUCCUGGAUGAGGCCUUCCUCAAGGUCUUGGAAAGCGCGCUGCGCUUUGGAAACACCCUCCUAAUCCAAGACGUAGAACACCUUGAUCCAAUCCUCAAUCCCGUCUUGAAUAAGGAGAUUCGCAGAACAGGAGGGCGUGUGUUGAUCCGCCUUGGAAGUCAAGAUAUCGAUUUUUCUCCAUCCUUCACUAUGUUCCUAUCGACUCGCGACCCAUCUGUCGAGUUUUCUCCGGAUAUCUGCAGUCGAGUCACGUUCGUCAAUUUCACCAUGACCAGGAGCAGUCUGCAGAGCCAGUCGCUCGAUCAGGUACUCAAAGUUGAACGUUCGGACACGGAGAGAAAACGGACGGAUUUGAUGAAAAUGCAAGGCGAAUUCCGUCUCCGUCUGCGGACAUUGGAAAAAUUGCUUUUGCAAGCCCUCAACGAGUCCACUGGUAAUAUCCUGGACGAUGACAAGGUUAUUGAUACUUUGGAGACCCUGAAGCGCGAAGCUGCCGAGAUCACCCGCAAAGUCGAAGAGACAGACCUCGUCAUGAAGGAAGUCGAACAAGUCACCGCCGAAUAUCUUCCUUUAGCUCAAGCUUGCAGUGCCGUCUUCUUCAUUCUGGAACAGCUGAAUCUGGUUGACCAUUUCUACCAGUUCUCUCUGCGAUUCUUCCUCGAUAUCUUCGAUUAUGUGCUUCUCCACAAUCCAAACCUCAAGAACGUCAGCGAUUAUCAUCGUCGUAGAGAGAUCCUGACGAACGACCUCUUCCUCAUGGUCUACAAGAGAACCUCGCGGGCUCUGCUCCAUCGGGACCAUGUUAUGCUGGCAGUUCUGUUGGCUCAAGUGAAGCUCCGUGGCAUUGAGGAAAUCGCUGACGAAAUGGAGUUCCUUAUGGAGAGCGGUGAUGGCGCGGUGGCUGCCAAUGCAAGCAAUCCCGACUUGCAAAGUUGCCCAUACCUCUCCAUAGAACAGAAACAGCGAUUAGAAAGCUAUGGGAAGCAACCUCUGUUCCAACCCGUUGUGACUCACGUGCUGCAACAUGAAGACGAGUGGCUCCAAUUCCUUCAUUCCAACACUCCGGAAAAUUCCGUGCCUUCUCCCUGGCCUCCUAGCACUCCCGCUGUGGAAGCAAUCCGUCGCAUCAUAAUCGUCAAGUGCCUGCGUCCAGACCGACUGCUGCAGGCCACAGCGGCGUUUGUGCGCGAUGUUUUCCAGGCCGAUCUGAAUGCGGAAUCUAGCUACGACCUUUCGACCAUGGUAGCCGACGAGGUUCUUCCUGCCACACCACUUUCUUUGGUUUCAGUCCCAGGCUACGAUGCGAGCUACAGAGUGGAAAAUCUAAUUCAGAACACCGGUGCUCGAUGCUCGCAGGUCGCCAUGGGCUCACAAGAGGGAUUCACCCUCGCAGACCAGGCCAUUGCAUUUGCUGCUCGUCAGGGUUCUUGGGUGUUGCUCAAAAACGUCCAUCUCGCGCCGUCAUGGCUUGGACAGCUUGAGAAAAAGCUACAGACCUUAAAUCCGCAUCGCAACUUCCGAUUGUUCCUCACCAUGGAAGCCAAUCCAAGUAUCCCCGUAAAUAUCCUCCGGCAGUCGAGAAUCCUCAUGAACGAGCCUCCUCCGGGUAUCAAGGCCAAUCUGACGGACUCCUUGCGCAGUAUCUCGGCCUCCCGAUUGUCGCAAGGCCCAGCGGAGAAGUCCCGACUGUACUUCUUGCUUGCAUGGUUCCACGCCGUGGUCCAAGAGCGCUUGCGAUACGUUCCCCUCGGCUGGAGCAAGAAAUACGACUUCAAUGACUCAGAUAUGGCUUCUGCAUUCAACACGAUCGAUGCUUGGAUCAAUGCGGUGGCGAAAGGUCGGGCCAAUGUCGAUCCUGCCAUAAUCCCUUGGGAUGCGAUCAGGACGUUGGUCAAACAGUGUGUGUAUGGUGGCCGAGUCGACAGUGACUUUGACCAGAAGAUCUUGGACGCCUUCGUGGACGGGCUGUUCACGCCAUCUGCCUACAAUGUUGAUUUCGAUCUCGUUCCGAGCGCCUCUGGGUCUAAAGUGCUAGGCGUCCCAGAUGGUACGAAGUUGGACCACUUCCUCUCUUGGGUCGCAGGUCUUCCUGAACGAGAGCCUCCUGCGUGGCUAAGCCUUCCCCCCACCGCGGAAAGAGUUAUCGCGAUUGCUCAAGGGAACGAGCUCCUCGGGAAACUGCGCAAGAUGCGGAUGCUCAGCGACGAUGACGAUGAUGUGGCAGCAGCAAGCUCAGCAAAGGGGCAGGCUUCGCAGCAACCUGCCUGGAUGCGGCAGCUUCUCGAACGAUGCCGGGAGUGGCUUGAGCAGUUGCCUUCGAACUUCAACACGUUGCAGAAGCAGGGUGGGGACAACCAGGACCCGCUGCAUCGCUUAUUCUCCAGGGAAGGUAGUAUUGGCAGCAGACUCCUCACGCAAGUGCGCCGAGACUUGGCGGAUGUCACCAAGGUCUGCGAGGGCGCUCUCAAGCAGACGAACCAUCUUCGUAAUCUCAUGAGCGCACUGACCAAAGGUACCAUUCCUGAUCACUGGCGACGGUACAAAGUGCACAAGACCCUGGCGGUAUCAGGCUGGAUCUCAGACUUCUCUCGUCGCCUGGCGCAGUUGAAUAACAUUGCUGGGCUCGACAACUUGAACAACGUGGAAGUCUGGCUCGGCGGUCUCUUCUUCCCUGAAGCAUACGUUACGGCGACGCGCCAAGCUGUUGCUCAUCGUAAAAAGUGGAGUCUCGAGACGCUGCACCUCAAACUGGACAUCGACAAAGUUAACGAUCCUGGGGCCUUCAUCGUAGAUGGCCUCGUUCUCGAGGGUGCUGCGUGGGAGUCGGACAAACUCAUUUUGAACGAGGGGGAGACAGUCAGGCUUAACCCGUCGCAGAUUCGCUGGGUCCAGGCAGACGACUCCUCAUCUCCAGGCACGGUCAACUUGCCCGUAUACCUAAACAGCGAUCGCAGUCAUGUCCUCUUCACCGUCGACCUUCCCUUCGACAGCGCGGCGGGUGCGCUAGUUGCAACCAGGGCGGUCUGUCUGACGGCAGGAGGCUAGACGACGUGGCACGAUGCUUCCGGAUGAUACCCGCAGACUACUUAUACGAUACCUGAUGCUGUCACAUAGAUUUCUAAUGGCUAAUGAAAUGCAUGAUCUUGGAGGUUCUAUCUC
Molecule: messenger RNA, 10530 nt
Organism: Postia placenta MAD-698-R-SB12
Lineage: Eukaryota; Fungi; Basidiomycota; Agaricomycetes; Polyporales; Adustoporiaceae
Exons: 20
Coding region: 1-10416 (3471 amino acids)
Biological process (GO): microtubule-based movement
Cellular component (GO): dynein complex
Molecular function (GO): dynein intermediate chain binding; ATP binding; ATP hydrolysis activity
Source: RefSeq, a predicted model, not a curated record